Molecule: messenger RNA, 648 nt
Organism: Rotaria sp. Silwood2
Lineage: Eukaryota; Metazoa; Rotifera; Eurotatoria; Philodinida; Philodinidae
Source: the annotation of a GenBank genome assembly
AUGGGAUCUGGUGCCAGUCGGAGGGAACAAGAAAGAUCUAUAUCUAAAAAUUCACAACGAACAGCAGCUUCAUCAAAUAGUGACCGUGAAGGUGAACCGGACUCACCAAAUUUAGAUGCAUUAGAUGAUUCAGAAGAAGAACAACUCAAACGAAAUGAAGUACGUUCAAAUACAACUCCCGAUCCAUCACGUGGUGUUACAAGCACAACAAAUGCUAAUCGCAAAAGAUCAUCGCUUAUUAGUGACCAAUCACGAACGAGUCAUAAUUCACCAUCGUCAGUUCAAAAUAACCCCACAGCAAUGCAAACUAAAACAGCACAUGGUGGGCAAAUGAAUGCUUCAUCCAACAAUCAACAACCAUUAUGGAUAAUACAUGGUGCUCAUACAGAUGAUGCCCAUAUCAAUAUGGAUGAGUACGAUGAAGAAAGUAUGCAGGAAAAGAUUAAUUCAAAACAUGGCCGUCUUCCAGGUCAUUAUUAUUAUUCUGAUGAUGAUGCACCAUCAAAUGACUAUCCUAAACAAAUUUCCCUUUCUAAAUAUGGAUCAGUUAUUUCACCAACACAUACACCUUACCCAAAUUAUGAUCUAUUACAACGUCAUGCGUAUCGUCUAAAUAAACCUUUUACAGCAACAUUAUACAGUGGCUAA